Messenger RNA from Raphanus sativus (radish), 1818 nucleotides. Its product is annotated as protein disulfide-isomerase 5-3. The coding region runs from base 188 to 1639 and encodes 483 amino acids. The record is from RefSeq and is a predicted model, not a curated record. Gene Ontology annotation, cellular component: endoplasmic reticulum; COPII-coated ER to Golgi transport vesicle. NCBI's taxonomy places the organism in Eukaryota, Viridiplantae, Streptophyta, Magnoliopsida, Brassicales, Brassicaceae. The transcript has 15 exons.
UAAAUAAAUAAAAAAGGGGGGUGUGGAUUUGAAACGCAAAAAGGUUUCCUUCACUUCACGGUGAUUCACGGAUUCGGCAUUACAGGAGAAAGCGAGAAAGAGAGAGAUAACUCAUCUUCUUCUUCUUCCCAUCACACACACUAGAUCGAUCUGCUCUCUCACUCUUCUUCUGAUCCAAUCAUCAGCUAUGGUUUCCCCUACCAAACUCAAAGCCAUGGAUUUCUACAGGAAAAUACCGAGAGACUUGACAGAGGCAUCUCUAUCAGGUGCUGGCUUGUCCAUUGUUGCUGCUCUCAUUAUGAUGCUUUUGUUUGGAAUGGAGCUGAGUAGUUAUUUGUCUGUCAACACUACCACAACUGUCGUCGUUGACAAGAGCGCUGAUGGUGACUUCUUACGCAUUGAUUUCAACAUCAGUUUCCCUGCUCUUUCGUGUGAAUUUGCAUCCGUUGAUGUGAGUGACGUGUUGGGAACAAAUAGGUUGAAUAUAACUAAAACAAUUCGCAAGUUUCCAAUAGAUCAGCAUUUAAAGACCACUGGUGGAGAGUUCCACUCUGGUUUUGCGUCACAUCACAUCAACCACGGAGAAGAAAUUAAGGAAGAGAUUCCUGAUGGUGCCGUACCACUUGUCAGUGCUAGUUUUGAUUCUUUUACAAAACACUUUCCGAUAUUGAUUGUUAACUUUAAUGCACCAUGGUGCUACUGGAGUAACCGUCUGAAACCAUCUUGGGAGAAAGCCGCUUCUAUUAUAAUCCACAAAUAUGAUCCUGAAACUGAUGGGCGUGUUCUUCUCGGAAACGUUGAUUGCACAGUACAAGCUGAGCUAUGUAAGAGGAAUCAUAUACAAGGCUAUCCAUCUAUUCGGAUUUUCCGCCAAGGCAGUGAUCUUAAAGAGGACCAUGGACACCACGAACAUGAAUCUUACUAUGGAGAUCGGGAUACAGAUAGUAUAGUUAAGAUGGUGGAUGAAUUGGUCGCACCUAUCCACCCCGAGGCUCACACGCUACAUUUGAAUGGUGUAUCCAAUGAGACAUUAAAACAUCUUAAAAAGGCACCAGUUACCGGAGGUUGUAGAAUUGAAGGUUAUGUCCGUGUGAAGAAGGUUCCAGGAAACCUUGUGGUCUCAGCUCAUUCAGGAGCUCAUUCGUUCGACUCUUCUAAAAUGAACAUGUCACAUGUUGUUACCCAUCUUUCAUUUGGGAGGAUGAUAUCCCCAAGAUUAUUGACCGAUAUGAAGCGGUUGUUGCCAUAUCUUGGCCUAAGCCAUGACAAGCUGGAUGAAAAAGCAUUCAUAAAUCAACACGAGUUUGGUGCCAAUGUUACUAUCGAACACUACCUUCAAGUAGUCAAAACAGAGGUCACAACAACGAGAACCGGUCAUGAAGAUUCAUUGAUCGAGGAAUAUGAAUACACUGCUCACAGCAGCAUAGCUCAGACUUACUACUUACCCGUUGCAAAGUUCCACUAUGAGCUCUCUCCCAUGCAGAUUAUGAUAACUGAAAACCCAAAGUCCUUCUCACACUUCAUCACAAACCUAUGCGCCAUUAUUGGUGGUGUGUUCACGGUUGCGGGAAUACUAGAUUCGAUUUUCCACAAUACAAUAAGACUGGUGAAGAAGGUGGAGCUGGGGAAAAACUUUUGAUUGGAGAGACUGGAGGUUAGAGUUUACCAUUAAUAUCUAUAACACCAUAGAAGAACCUCAGACUGUUCAUUUGAAACAGCUGUUCCUACAGAGAAAAAAACUCAAAAAGAGAAAGAAAUUUUGUUUUGACGCUAUCUUUGUUUCUUGGAAAUAAUACACACAAGUGGAACUUUUAUUCA